This is a messenger RNA of Phaeoacremonium minimum UCRPA7, 723 nucleotides long. Its product is annotated as putative nad dependent epimerase dehydratase family protein. NCBI's taxonomy places the organism in Eukaryota, Fungi, Ascomycota, Sordariomycetes, Togniniales, Togniniaceae. The record is from RefSeq and is a predicted model, not a curated record. The transcript is spliced from 5 exons. The coding region runs from base 1 to 723 and encodes 240 amino acids.
AUGUGGCCGUACGGAGAGGUUCGGGAUACGGACUCAGUAUUCGAGAAGGAGAAGCAGCUAGGCGAGACUAGCUCUGUUCGCGCGGACUAUAUUCUGACUUCUCAAGAGACCAACAUCCUAGUCGUCGAAGAAGCCAAAUCACAGGGCGUAACGGCAUUCAAUGUUCCCGUGCCCACUAUCUAUGGGAGGGGUACAGGAGUAGAGAAGAAGCUGUCCGCGAGCAUUCCGGCAUACAUCAGGACUAGCAUUAAGAACAAGACCGUUCACAAAUUCGAGAAAGACUCUCGCCCACCUGCGGCCCAUAUUUCCGACAUGACAGACUUCUAUGUCCGGCUCGUCGACAAAAUCCUGCGGAAGGAGUCGAUCCCAAGCGGCGAGAACGGGUAUUAUUUCGUCAUGGCUCACAGAAUCCCUUGGUGGACCGUCAUGCAGCGCAUCGCCGACGGACUACAUGCUCGAGGGCUAGUGGAGGAUCCACGAGUCCAAGUCUGGUCCAGCUACGAGACAGCUGCAGAGCAACUCGGUUUUCCACCUCAACACGUGAAGGCCAUGGGGACUUGCGACGUGCAUGUUAUUCCGGUGAAUGCAUUCCGACUUGGAUGGCAGCCUCAGUGGGACGAAAAGCGAUUUUUGGGAAGCAUAGAUGACGAAAUUCAGGCUGUGCAGGAACUGGACACAUUUAAACCUACAAUAUUUGACGCUAUCAUGCCUUCUAAGAAUUGA